Messenger RNA from Halteromyces radiatus, 2674 nucleotides. RefSeq lists its product as uncharacterized. The record is from RefSeq and is a predicted model, not a curated record. Bases 291 to 2342 code for a protein of 683 amino acids. The transcript has 4 exons. NCBI's taxonomy places the organism in Eukaryota, Fungi, Mucoromycota, Mucoromycetes, Mucorales, Cunninghamellaceae.
UCUUUUUUUUUUUAUUCCAUUUUUUUUUUCUUUCCCUCUCUCUCUAUACUCUUCCAUUUUUUUUUUUUUUGAUAUCCCGAGUUUCCUGUUUUUUAUUUGAUCAUUGUUAUUAAUGAAUUAGAACCUUUUGAUUUAUAUAUUCUAGUCAUAGUACUUGAUCAAUCUACAAAUAGAACAAAACGAAAGCGGUGGUAACGAGUUAACCUGCCAAUCAAUAGAAAAGAUAAAAACGACCAUCUUUUUUUUUUGUAUAUACUAUUCAACAACUUCAUCAAAACUUUUUUUUUAUCAUGACUCAACAACAAGAAAUAUUACAGUCUCAGGAAAGACGAUUAUCUGGUAGUCGUGAAGCGAUGGAACCUCUUUAUGAACAAUUACUACAACAAGCAUUUCCCAAUAGUCACUCUGCUGUUGAAUUCUGUCGUCAUGCGUGUGCGGAAUUUGGUUUUACUGUUAAGCAAGAAGCUAGUGCCAACAGAAAUAUAUAUGUCUAUUGUUCUCGUGAAGGACUUCCUGAUUCUCAACGAAAACCGAAACCAACUCCUCAAAGAAAACGUCCUUCAAAACGUUUAUUAUCUGAAAAUAAUCAAGGCUUAUGGGAAUUUCGAAAAUCUUCUAGUCCAACUGCUUAUGAACAUAAUCAUGAAAUGAUGGAUCCAAAAGAUAUGGUCAAAACUUGGCCUGCUGAAGUCAAUUCAUUUAUUAUUCAACUCGCACGACAACGUAUGCAAACUCACGAAAUUCGAGAUAUCGUCAAACAGCGUUUUCCCGAUAUUUCUUGGAAUGAACGACGUUUUUACAAUCGACUCACCGAAGAACGGAAAAGGAUUAGACAACGGGAUGUAGUGGAUCGUGUUCAACGUAUCUUAUUUUUAUCAUCCAAAUUAUGCUCUGUAGUCGCUGGAAAUGAUGAUUGGUUUGUCAAUGUGGAAUCUGAUUUGGGCCGAAUGUUUGAACAUUAUUAUCAUCUUUCUCGUCUGUCUCCUGAUGCUUUAUCUUCUUUAGUGGACAUCUCUCUAGAUCAAAUUACAAUGGAUUCCGAUCAGCACCAACAAUUCCUCAUGGCAAGAGCAACAAGAAAUUUACAACAAUCUUCCUCAUCAAAUCCUUCUUCUUCUUCUGCUUUGUUACAUCAUCGCUCAUCAUUAUCUUCUGAUACAUCAUCAUCAAGUUUGGUAAAAAUGGAACUGGAAGAACCAUCGGGUAUGCCAACAAAGAAAAGGAAAUCCAUUCUACUGGAUCCAUCAUCAUCACCACCAUCACAACAACAACCGAAAGGUACACAUAUGGUUUUCAUUCCUUCAUAUACUUUAUACGUUCGAUCUCAUCAUUCACGUUCUAUGUCCGAAUCAUCGUCAGCACAGCAACAACAACAACAACAACAACAUCGGUUAACUUAUGCAGAAUCAUCCACGUCACCUUCAGCCAUGAUGGAUGUAACAAGUCCUCAUCCUCAACAAACUUUAUCUUUCAACAAUACUCCAUUUUAUUCUUUAGCCUCUCCAACUUCAUCUUCUACCUCAUCUGUCACUUCUACUUUUCAACAACAACAACAACGAAUACCUUCCUCUUCCUCAAUCACUGGUUCAUCCCAUACUAAUCAACAACAACAACAACUUCCAUCUUCUACUACUUGCAAUACAUCGAUGACCACUACACCCAGUACAUUUCAUACUGCAUCACCUUCUGAUUCUGGACAUCAACAAUUUUAUAUGUCAACCUCUUACAAUACUCACUCACAUCAUCAUCACUUUGGAAGUGGCAACAAUAAUGGAAUGCAAUUACAACAAGCAGCACAAGUUUAUUCUAUGCAACCAUAUAAUCAGCAAUACACAAAUAACAAUAAUUCCACUAACGUCAAUCCUGCAGAGAUCUCUUUUUUGGAUCAAGCCUCUCUGAUGACAGCAACAAAUUCAACAUCUCCACCAUCCAGUACAACGACAACAACAACUGAUGCUGCUACAAAUCAACAUAGUACGGAUCGAAGACAACCCGAAGUGUAUAGAUCAAUGAUGGAUAUCUCUUCACAACAGCAAAGAGGAUCAGAUAUACGGCAUCCACAUGAUUCAAGAUCUACCAUGUCACAAAGUUCUGCUCAUCCUUUAUUCAUGUAUCCUCCUAUUCAUGGAUCAUCCAACAAUGGAACCACUACUGGUGAUGCCAGCGAUCUUCUUCCCAAUGCCAUCCUUCAAGCUCCUCCUACUCCUUCGACUACUUACCAUCAAGCUCGUCAAUCAACAGUACAACAACAAGAAAAUAGGCAUCAAGAUCAUCAGCAACAACAGAAGCAUGAAAGAUCAAAUGUGGUAAAUGAAAUGGUAAUAGAUGGGUCUUCACUUUAAUGGUAUCCUGAAUAUCAACAUCAGUAUGGUAGAAUCUCUCAAGACAAUAACAAAACAACGAAAUCAGCAUCAAAUUACAACAGCAAAUCAAAAAGCAUCCACAAAAAAAAAAAAAAUAGUAUAUAGCUUACUAUAGUUUAUAGUUUAUUAUAUCAUCCUUCUUAUUUCACAUCUAUAUAUAUAUAUAUUGUUAUCAUGGUUUAUCAUAUUUCUCCAUUAUUCCUAUUAUCAUUAUCACUAUCAUUACUCUCAUUAUUAUUAUAUCAUUAUUAUUAUAUCAUUAUUAUUAUAUCAUUAUUAUUAUAUCAUUAUUAUUAUAUCAUUAUUAUUAU